Messenger RNA from Caenorhabditis sp. 36 PRJEB53466, 966 nucleotides. Lineage: Eukaryota; Metazoa; Nematoda; Chromadorea; Rhabditida; Rhabditidae. The record is from the annotation of a GenBank genome assembly.
AUGGAGGAUUACAAGUACCUAUUCAAAGUGGUACUUGUCGGCAAUGCUGGCGUCGGUAAAACGUGCCUAGUGAGGAAGUUCACACAGGUAAGCAUUUGAUUAGCUUUGAAAACGAAAAAAAUGUUUCGAAAUGCAUUGAAAUAUAUUUUUUCAGGGAAUCUUCCCUCCAGGUCAGAGUGCAACAAUUGGUGUCGACUUUAUGAUAAAAACGGUCAAAGUAGGGAAUGAUAAAAUAAAAGUAAGCUGAUAAGCUGAUAAGGACUCGAAAAAGCAAAGUUCAUUGCUCGUUUUUAGCUUCAAAUUUGGGACACUGCAGGCCAAGAAAGAUUCCGGUCAAUCACACAGAGCUACUACAGGUAAUACACUAAUAACCGUCAGUUUUGAUAAUUCCUCUUCGAUUUCAGAAGUGCUCAUGCCAUCGUUUUGGUGUACGACGUCUCCUGUCAGCCGUCGUUCGACUGCCUUCCCGAAUGGCUCGGUGAAAUUGAAAGUUACGCGAAUCGACGAGUUCUCAAGAUCCUCGUUGGUAAGAUCGGAACAGCAUUAUGCAAAUGAUGAUCGGAUUGGUGUUGCAGGAAACAAAGUUGACAAAGGAGAUGAACGAGAAGUGCCGGAACGCAUCGGAAGAGACUUCUCCGACGUAUGGAAGAGGCUUACGAACUAUUAAAAAAACUUGAUUUGCAGGUGAAUCACUUCGAUUACUUCCUGGAGACGUCUGCACUCGACGCAACCAACGUGGAUCAGCUAUUCGAGCAGGUCGCCACGAGACUCACUAAUGACAUGAAAGUCACUGAUGAAAGGUUAGUUUGGCAUAAAAAUGGGAGAGGAUUCGGACCGACUCCGAUUAAUUUCAGAGUUCACCAGUACCGCGCAGAUGCCACAAACACGUCAGCCAACUCGGGCGGGUCGAUCAAGUUAAUCGACCGGGCUCAGACACAGCUGAAUUCGUGCUGCAGUCGGCAGUGA